UGAUAAUGAAAGGAUGGAUAACUUCAUAUUUUGCUGAAUAUGUUUAUCUUUUGUUUUACAGGACGUGGUGUAUUUGCAAAGUCUCCAAUUUGCAAGGGAUAUUUUGUUCUUGAAUAUAGAGGAGAUAUCAUAAAUGAUGCAGAAUCCCAGAGAAGAAAAAGAGUUUACCACGAGUCAUGUGCUGCAUUUAUGUUUGCCUUCAAGUGGAGAGGAAAAAUAUGGUGUAUUGAUGCCUCGAGAGAAGAUGGAUCAUUUGGCCGACUAGUGAAUGAUGAACACAGACAUCCAAACUGUAAGAUGAAAAAGAUUGAAGUAAACGGAAACCCACACCUUUGUUUAUUUGCCCUGAGCGAUAUUAAAGAAGGAGAGGAAAUUACCUGUGACUAUGGAGGUGAAGACUGCCCAUGGAGAACACAAGUGACCAGCAUCACAGCCAGUACCAAGGAGGUGCAUGACAGCCAUUCUUCCCUGCAGUCAAACACUCAGAUGGACAAUGCUCCACUUCAAACGACGACCAGCAGCACAGCCAGUACCAUGGAGGCAUGUAAGGUCUAUUCUUCCCUUAUGGAUGACUCUCCUCUGCCCUGCUCCUGCUCAAACGACCAGCAGCACAGCCAGUACCAUGGAGGUGCAUGACAGCCAUUCUUCCCUGCAGUCAAACACUCAGAUGGACAAUGCUCCACUUCUUGGUCCUGCUGAAAUGAGACCAGCAGCAC
Messenger RNA from Myripristis murdjan (pinecone soldierfish), 716 nucleotides. RefSeq names its product N-lysine methyltransferase KMT5A-A-like. The record is from RefSeq and is a predicted model, not a curated record. Bases 40 to 636 code for a protein of 198 amino acids. Gene Ontology annotation, biological process: regulation of DNA damage response, signal transduction by p53 class mediator; regulation of transcription by RNA polymerase II. The transcript has 6 exons. Gene Ontology annotation, cellular component: polytene chromosome; nucleus. Gene Ontology annotation, molecular function: protein binding; histone H4K20 methyltransferase activity; transcription regulator activity. NCBI's taxonomy places the organism in Eukaryota, Metazoa, Chordata, Actinopteri, Holocentriformes, Holocentridae.